AAUUUAGGAAGGGGGGAUCAAUUUUCAUAAAUAAUUGCCGCAGAUUUAAAAAAAAAAACCUAUCUAUUUCUGUUUUACAUAAUUGGUUUAACCAAAUGUGAAUUUCCUCUUCUGGGGUCCAAUUAAGUCAUGAUUUUCUCACAUUAUCUUGUUAUGUGCAAAGUGGACUUCCAACACCUAUUUUCACGCAAAAUAAUGAGCUUUAACAAAAUAUUACACCUUACCAUAAUAUAAUAAUUAAUUAUUUAGACCAAUAAGUGAUAAUUAUUGGAUGAUUGUAGUAGUAGAGAAACAAAAAGGUGACUUUACAGUAUAUGGCUGUCCAGAAGCAAUAUUGCAGCUGUGUUAUUGACAAAGUAAAAAUAUGAAGGACGUAUUAAGAAUAAUUGAUACUAUGACCAGUAUUUUAAAGUAUUUUUAGAUAUUUGGUGCUUUUAUUAUCCAAAGAGAGAGAUGAAACAAAGGUCAGUGCUCCCUAACAUUUUCUGGAUGUGUUCACAGAUUUUACUUUCAUAUUUAAAAUGCUUCUCCUGUCACAGCAAAUUUGGGAUAAAGAAAAAGAAAAGAAAAGGAUAUGCUUUUAUUUUUUAAAUUCAGACAGGAAGUAGAAAUGUAUUUUUACUCUUUGAGUGGACAUGCUUGAUUUACAAGUUUCCGAGCGACUGUAAAUGAUUCAUCAAGGCCAUAACUGGUGGGACAGUUCAGUUUAAACAAACAAGACAGGUCGGACAACAACAUUAAGAGGUUUCAUAACCCCCCAAAAAACAUGAAGGUCCUGAACAAAGAAGAGCUUCACACCGCUGAACGAGUUCUGCUGAAACACGUCCCGAAGAGUUUGAAGGUAUAUGGCUUCCUCUAUGGUAUUAACAGGAAUAAACCGAGUACACUGGAGGUAGUCGUUGAUACCUGGCCUGAUUUUAAGGUGAUCAUUUGCCGACCUGACCCCAAGAACAAGCGCGCUCUGGAGUUCAUGAAAAAGGUGACAUACUUCAGCACGGAUGAACAGAUUUUAAGGAGAAUGCUGACAGAAGAAAAUGCAAUUGACUGGAGAACUUACUUCCUUAUUGGAGGAUUUGACUUUUCCCAUGCCCCCAUGCUCAAAGAAGUGUCUUCUGCCAGAGAUGUCAACAACAGAGGCUAUACAUUGGUGCGUCUUCUGUAUUUGCCAGACAGCAGCCAUCUGCUCCCACCAGCAGUUGACAGUGAGCUUGAAUCAAGGAUUUCAUCUCUUAACCUUUCCCAUGUUGACUUGGUGAAUAACACCUGGAAGUUUGGAGGGAACAAGAGGGGUCACACGAACAUUAAAAACCUCAUCGGCAACUUCCCGUCAUGCUGCAUCACUGAUGGUGAGGGUCAACCGGUGUCCUGGAUGCUGGUGUACGACUACUGUGCCCUUGGCAUUUUGUACACUCUGCCAGAGCACAGGGGGAAAGGCUAUGCCAAAGUCCUGGUCAGCACCAUGGCCAAGAGACUCCACGCUGAGGGGUACCCAGUGUACUGCUUCAUAGAGGAGGAUAAUGAGGUCUCCUACAGGCUCUUUAAAAACCUGGGCUUCACUGAGGAUCCCUCAUACAGGGCGGGGUGGUUCGAGUUCAACAUUUGAUUUUGUAACAAUUGUGAUUUUGUAAUAAUUCUCUGAAUGCAUAGCUGACAUAAUAUCAGGUUUUAAAGUGGUUAUAAAUUCUCCUGGUUAUAUACUGACUGUAUUAUAAGGGUAAAGAGGCAUUAACUAACACUAAUACAAUAAUAAUGUCACAUUUUCAUACAGGUAUUUAGAGAAGAGAGAUAAAUAAAAUGAAGUUGUGUUGAUUCAUGCUUUCCUUUCUGUGAAUUAUAAAAUGAUGUUCAUACACACAUACUGUACUGUAUAUUCUCUAUAUAUACCAUAGAGUUUGCCUCAUUUUAUACACACCUGUGCAAUUAUUAGUAACAGUGGUUCCCAAUAAUAAAGACAUUUUAUGCA
Molecule: messenger RNA, 1963 nt
Organism: Dicentrarchus labrax (European seabass)
Lineage: Eukaryota; Metazoa; Chordata; Actinopteri; Moronidae
Exons: 5
Coding region: 767-1603 (278 amino acids)
Cellular component (GO): mitochondrion
Molecular function (GO): glycine N-acyltransferase activity
Source: RefSeq, a predicted model, not a curated record